AGCUGUCCAAGAGCCUCUCUUCUGGGCCUCCUGUGACCCCAGGAAGGAUCCAGUGCAGUGCGAGUCUCUUCCAGCCCAGCGAGAAGCCCAGGAUGUUCCUGAAGGCUGUGGUCCUGACCCUGUCCCUGGUGGCUCUCACUGGUGCCCGGGCUGAGGUCAGUGCUGACCAGGUGGCCACUGUGGUGUGGGACUACUUUAGUCAACUGAGCAACAAUGCCAAGGAAGCUGUGGAACAUCUUCAGAAGACGGAGCUCACCCAGCAGCUCAAUGCCCUCUUCCAGGACAAGAUUGGGCAAGUGAACACCUACACCGACAACCUGCAGAAGAAGCUGGUGCCCUUUGCCACGGAGCUGCACGAUCGCCUGAGCAAAGACUCCGAGAAGCUGAAGGAGGAGAUCCGGAAGGAGCUGGAGGAGCUGCGCGCCCGGCUGCUGCCCCACGCCACCGAGGUGAGCCAGAAGAUCGGGGACAACAUGCGCGAGCUGCAGCAGCGCUUCGAGCCGUACGCGGAUGAGCUGCGCACCCAGGUCAACACCCACGCCGAGCAGCUGCGGAAACAGCUGACGUCCCAUGCGCAGCGCAUGCAGAGCGCGCUGCGCCAGAACGUGGACAACCUGCAGGUCUCCCUGAAGCCCUAUGCAGAUGAGUUGAGGGCCCAGAUCGACCAGAACGUUGAAGAGCUCAAGGGACGCCUCACGCCCUACGCGGAUGAGCUCAAGGUCAAGAUCGACCAGAACGUGGAGGAGCUGCGCCGUAGCCUGGCUCCCUACGCGCAGGACGUGCAGGAGAAGCUCAACCACCAGCUCGAGGGCCUGGCUUUCCAGAUGAAGAAGAACGCCGAGGAGCUGAAGGCCAAGAUCUCGGCCAACGCCGAUGAGCUGCGGCAGAGGCUGGAGCCCGUGGCUGAGGAGGUGCGGGGCAAGCUGAGGGACAACACCCAGGAGCUGCAGAAGUCGCUGACCGAGCUGAGCAGCCAGCUGGACCGGCAGGUGGAGGAGUUCCGCCGCAACGUGGGGCCCUACGGCGAGACCUUCAACAAGGCUCUCCUGCAGCAGGUAGAGGAGCUGAGGCAGAAGCUGGGCCCCUAUGCAGGGGAUGUGGAAGACCACCUGAGCUUCCUGGAGAAGGAUCUGAGGGACAAGGUCAACUCUUUUUUCAGCACCCUCAAGGAGACAGAGAACCAGGAUACACUUGUGCCCGCCACCGAGCAGCAGCAGUCGCUGGUCCCUUUAGACAGCUGAGCUGUCCCUGGCGCUCACGCCCUCCCAUGGACACCUGCCCA
Messenger RNA from Neogale vison (American mink), 1282 nucleotides. RefSeq names its product apolipoprotein A4 (gene APOA4). The record is from RefSeq and is a predicted model, not a curated record. Gene Ontology annotation, biological process: reverse cholesterol transport; lipoprotein metabolic process; very-low-density lipoprotein particle remodeling. Gene Ontology annotation, cellular component: blood microparticle; high-density lipoprotein particle; chylomicron. Bases 93 to 1241 code for a protein of 382 amino acids. The transcript has 3 exons. Lineage: Eukaryota; Metazoa; Chordata; Mammalia; Carnivora; Mustelidae. Gene Ontology annotation, molecular function: phosphatidylcholine-sterol O-acyltransferase activator activity; phospholipid binding; cholesterol binding.